AUGGACCUGGUACCAGCGCCAAGCGGGGAGAGCUCGUCGUUGAAGAAUCCGGUGGUUGAAGUGGAAGCCAUCGAUAUGGCCUCGGCGGAGGUGGAAGGGAAUAAUAAUAUCAAGGCAGAGAAUACGGUCGCUGUGGAAGAAGAGGUAUCUCAGUCCGAGUAUGAGACGGACAGUAAUGAAUCGGGCGAUGAAUGGGAGACCCAAUCUUUAUACGAAGACGCUAUUCAGGUCCUGCGCGAUGAGCAACUGCGCGACGGCGGAGUGCCUGGCGCCUGUACAUUAGAAGAGGCGGUUGCCUUUCGACAACGGCUUCAUGAUAUAGGCAAGGCGGCGUUUGUCGAAGAGACGAUUGCUCGCGAUACAGUCACCGCAAAGAAACUGUGCACUGCAUUUGGAAUUCUCCCACCCCCUUUCCUUGAAGGCGCACCCGAUGAGGCCUAUCAUCCACUUCUGGCUAUUGCGAUCUCUCGCGAAUUCUCCCGGCGUCAGAAGCUUCCCCAGUACAAUUCGAUUGAUGAUGCUGUCCGGUUACUGAAAGAGUCCAAGAAUAUCAUUGUCUUGACAGGCGCGGGGAUCUCCACCAGUCUUGGAAUUCCUGAUUUUCGGUCCAAGGACACUGGUCUUUAUUCGCAGCUGGAGCAUCUGGGUUUGAGUGACCCCCAGGAGGUCUUUGAUAUCCAUAUCUUUCGCGAAGACCCGAGCAUAUUCUUCUCGAUUGCAAAGGAUAUCCUGCCUAUGGAAAGGAAGUUCUCGCCAACCCAUGGAUUCAUUCGACUUCUUCAGGACAAGGGCAAACUGUUGACCAACUACACCCAGAAUAUUGACAACAUCGAAGCCAAUGCUGGAGUCCUUCCGGAGAAAAUCGUACAGUGUCACGGCUCAUUUGCAACAGCUACUUGCGUCAAGUGCAAUUACAAGGUUCAGGGUGAUGCGAUCUUUGAUGAAAUCAAAAAAGGCGCUAUUCCGGAAUGCGAUUCCUGCAAGAAACUACUCGCGGACGACGCGCUGAGGCCUCAGGGGCUGAAGCGGAAGCGCAGUUCCAACGGCGCGCAGAAGAACCGAAAGGAUAAUAACGAGGACAGCUCUGAUGAAGAAGAUUAUGAAAUACCUACUCCUGGGGUGAUGAAGCCUGAUAUCACCUUCUUUGGCGAGGACCUUCCCGAUGAGUUCGGGCGUCGUCUCCUCCAUCACGAUCGUGACCAGGUAGACCUGGUAAUCGUCAUUGGAACUUCGUUAAAGGUAGCACCUGUCGCAGAGGUUCCAGGUGUGCUCCCCCGAAAUGUUCCUCAGAUUUACAUUUCGCGUACUCCUGUGUCGCAUACUGGCUUUGAUAUAGAUUUAUUAGGGGACUGCGACGUGGUGGUCUCGGAGCUCUGUCGUCGGGCUGGCUGGGACUUCAAGCAUGAGAUGAUCCCCGCCGACGAGAAGGUCGAAGUUGCCCCCGUAGAGGGAUAUGAAUCACGACAUGUACUUCAUCCAGACCGAGUGGUGGAAGUGAGGUUCGAGAUGGAGUAUCUCAUCCGCUUCGCACAGACUCAUGAGAGCUUUCGCGUGCCAGAAAUUGAGGCUCUGGCGACACUGGCUGGCAUCGAUAUUGAGAUCCUGUCUUAUAAUGAGUUUAGACCAUACUGUCUUGUAAGACUGAAAAAUAUAGAAGCAGCGCGCGCCUUGGUUAGGCGCAGCAUUCUGGCAAAGGAUAUUUUCGAGCUCUGGGGUCAAGGAACCAACUAUGACGAAGUCCACGCUGACGUCCGCAGGCGGACGCAGGAUCGCUGGAAGGACUAUAAGGACUCGUCGUUUCGCUUCAGCUUUGACACUUUUGCCUGGAGACGCAAUCAGCAGUCGAAGAAGGAGGUUAUUCAGAGCUUUGCCUAUUUGGGCUUCGAAGGUCCGAUUCGGCUCAAGGGCCCCGAUGAGGACUUUUGGGUCUUUGAGGAAUACAUCUCAGAUGUCGAGGGCAUGGCUACUGGAACGACCCCAAGCUCAGAAUUGAAGACAGAGACGCAGGAGCCCCAGAAGAUCUACUUUGGACGUUGGGUUGAAGACAGUGAUCGGGAUGCUAUGGUCCGGUAUGACCUCAAAAAGCGCCGGUACAUCAGCACGACAUCCAUGGAUGCAGAGCUGAGUCUUGUCACGGCCAAUAUGGCUCUCGCGGCACCUGGAAAGCUGUUCUACGAUCCGUUUGUUGGAACAGGGAGCUUUUGCGUUGCUGCCGCCCAUUUUGGGGCCUUGACGUUUGGAUCCGAUAUUGACGGGCGAAGUUUCCGCGGCAAAGAGAUGGCGCAAGGAAAGCCGAUGGGACUGUACUCUAACUUUCAGCAGUAUGGUAUAGUGAGCAAGUUCGUGGAUGCUUUUACCUCGGAUCUGACCAAUACGCCUCUACGCAAGUCGCCAUUCCUCGACGGCAUCAUCUGUGACCCUCCCUACGGUGUCCGUGAAGGACUCAAGGUUUUGGGAACCCGUGAUGGACGUGCAAAGGAAGCGCUUAUUAUUGAUGGAGUUCCAGCCCAUUAUCGACCCGAAUACGUUGCACCCAAGAGACCUUAUGGUUUCGAAGCAAUGCAAAACGAUAUCCUCACCUUCGCCUCCGAAACUCUAGUGACUGACGGUCGACUAUCCAUGUGGAUGCCAACAGCCAGUGACGAAGACGUGGAGCUGACCAUCCCGAUGCACCCGAAUCUGGAAGUCGUCAGUGUUUCAGUGCAGCCAUUCAACAACUGGUCUCGCCGGCUUAUCACUUAUCGCAGACUCCCCGAGGGGCAGGUUUCAGAUGUCUCUUCACGACGACAGAAGAAUGAUGACCAGGGAAUGUAUGCAGAUGAGCUGAAUGCAUUCAGAAGAAAGGUAUCACAAAAUAAACCAAACAAACAAGACAUCUAUCUACAACUUCCCUCUCUCCCUCGAAUCCAUAUCCAAAUCCACCCCCUCAACAUCCUUAACGCGCUUCACCUCCCUAGCCAACUCCCCCCGCAUCAACCCAGCCAAUUUCUCCCCCUCCUCAUCAUCAAGCUCAUCCCUCUGCCCACGACCAAACAUGACAAAACUCAUUUUGCCACCCGUAGGCGUCGCGUCGAGCGGUGGUCUCGGCACGAUAUGGAAAUGAACAUGGGGCACCUGUUGUGCUGCUUGUACGCCUGCAAAAUACGUUUGAUUUAG
Molecule: messenger RNA, 3156 nt
Organism: Aspergillus wentii DTO 134E9
Lineage: Eukaryota; Fungi; Ascomycota; Eurotiomycetes; Eurotiales; Aspergillaceae
Exons: 10
Coding region: 1-3156 (1051 amino acids)
Biological process (GO): methylation
Cellular component (GO): cytoplasm
Molecular function (GO): NAD+ binding; nucleic acid binding
Source: RefSeq, a predicted model, not a curated record